ACGUUUUAACUGGAGAUAGGUUUGUUUUGUUUUGGUUCGUUUAGGACGUAAACAUGGAUUCGGUACCUCAAGAGCUUUCUUUAACUGAAAUCCGCAAUUUUAUGUUGAAAAACAACUGUAAAGUGACAAAUCAUGCACUGGUAAAACAUUUUCGUACCUUUCUAACCAAUAAAGAAACGCAAGAGGAAGCGAGAAAACUUUUUAAGAUCUACGUCAACACGCUAGCGUCAAUAAAAAAUGAAGGUAAUGAAAAGUACUUGAUUUUACGUAAAAAGUAUGUCACCGAGUGUCCAUCAGAAGAUUCGUUUAAUACCAGCUACCCGAUGAGUCCGGGUGCACGUUCUCUAACAGUGGUUCCUUCCGAUGGCGAGAGUUCUCCAUUUAAAGUUCCUCCGCCUUAUCGUCCACCACCUGAUGUUUCGGAAAUCAGCAACAUACAUCUAUAUCAGGAAAGUCCUCGCGGUAGUAUUGCUUUGUCACGUAAAAACAGUUCCGAUGCCGGUCGUAGUGGUUCCGAAUAUAGUUUCGGUAGUGAAGUAAUGAGUUCGAUUGAAUCGCGUAAAAUCGGCCCUGUACUGAUGCGAAGUGACAGUAGUGACUCACGUUAUCUGUCCGAAGUGUCCAGAAAGGCCAGUGUGGAGUUGUAUCGUUUUGACACACAGGAAGAACUUGCACCAGCGAUACCGCCAAGAAAGCGUUCCACCGUCGAUUAUUCCGGAUCUAGACACAGUUCUGUGGAGGAAAAAAAUCCUGGUCUGAUCAAAAGUUCGUUUGUUGUGAGUGAAGUACAACCAGAAUCGAAUAAAGAAAACAAUGUCCAUAGUGAAGUUGAUAAUAAAAAUGCUGUUGAUCCUUGUGCAGAACAGCAAGAAGAAAAUAAAUUGAGUGUUAAGGAGAAAAUGAUGAAAUUUAAUCGUUUCGCUUCCGAAGAAGAAGCGAAGAUUCCCUCACCUAUUGGAAAGAAGAAACCGGACAAGAGUGCGGAAGAUUCUCUUAGUACUGAAAAUUUGGCUCAACAUCCGAAGGCGAAAGAGUGGCUGAUUGCAGCAGCUAACGCAAACUACCAGGAGCUGGCCAAACUCUCGACCGACUAUCCGAAUCUGGUCAAGUUGCAGGACUUGAGUACGAUUUGA
Molecule: messenger RNA, 1133 nt
Organism: Malaya genurostris
Lineage: Eukaryota; Metazoa; Arthropoda; Insecta; Diptera; Culicidae
Exons: 6
Coding region: 54-1133 (359 amino acids)
Source: RefSeq, a predicted model, not a curated record